Molecule: messenger RNA, 1397 nt
Organism: Aphis gossypii (cotton aphid)
Lineage: Eukaryota; Metazoa; Arthropoda; Insecta; Hemiptera; Aphididae
Exons: 4
Coding region: 33-770 (245 amino acids)
Molecular function (GO): nucleic acid binding; zinc ion binding
Source: RefSeq, a predicted model, not a curated record
GAGUUUGGGCCACAUUAAAAAAGGGCCACGUAAUGGCCAAAUUUGCAAAUGAUAUGCAUUUCAUAAUUUGGUUGAAAGGUGAAGACGACCAUUAUUUUAGUAUUUUAGAAACCCAAAUUAACGAAACAUUAUCGUUGGGGCUCCGUUCGUCAAUUUGGGUAUUUCCAAAACAAGACAUUAUGGACUAUUAUUCGGGGUUUUGUGCAUUGGUUAGGUCCAAGCUGGCUGACAAUGCACAAAACUUCGAGAUCAUAAUUUGUGAUCCAAAUCUGUCAGUAACAACUUCUAUGGUGGCAGGAAAAUGGCCAAGAGGCAGGGCUCAUCACCGGCCCUCGCCCACGUUAUACACACCUGCCCGUGACCAAGUCGGGCUUAUACGUGGGCGUGGCACCCAAUCAAUAACCGUCCAUAGAGGACGUGGUGAACAUGGUGGACGUGGUGGACGUGGUGGACGUGGUGGACGUGGUGGACGUGGCGGAGAUGGUGGGCGUGGCGGACAUGGUGAACAAACGUCCACACCGUCCAUGAAUAUUUAUACAAACGCAUUAGAAGCGCUAGGACGCACCAUUACAUCAAUUGUAUCAGUCGUUGAAUUGGCCACACAAGCCACAAAUCCACAACCCGCAACUACAAGUCCACAACCCGCGCCAGGGUCAUCGUGGCAUUACAACGUGAACUUUAGACGUGGACGGGCACGUGGACGGCCACCAAUUAUGUGCCACAACUGCAGGGCAUUUGGCCAUACGCGGAAUUACUGUCCUAACAAAUGAACUGCAGAAUUUUUUACAUACCUAAUACAUAAUACAAUUACCUUUAAUUAUUUUUUUAAAAUUAUUAUUUAAUAUUUUUUAUUUAAUUACAUAAUACAUUAAAAACUAUACAUAACUUUUUUUUUAUACACAAUGGUUUUAUUACAAUUUUAUUAUAAUCAUACUGAAAUACCAACUAUUAAUUAUUAUACAUUAUACAUUUAUACUCAUUGGAAACGUGAAGGAAAACCGAACUACCGAGCUCUCAUUCUCCAAAAUACAUAGGUACAUUAUAUUAUAUAAUACAUAGGUAAUAUUAUUAUUACAAUAGUAGAAUAACGCAUAACAUUUAAAUGUAUUACAAUUAUUAUUAAACCCACAUAGUUACCAGUUUUAAACUUUUGAAUGUCAAAAUAAAAUUGUAAUAAAUAAUAUCAUUGAUUAUAAAUACUAGUAAUUAUAUAGUACUUAUAAUAAUUAUAAUCAAAAUUCAACGAUAAUAUUCAUAAGAAAAACAAAUACUUUUAUGUUUAUUUAUUUAUAUUUAUAUUUUGUGUUGUACAUUAUCACUCAUAUCAGCUAUAGCAGUAAAGCCUAUAGUAUGAUAUUAUGUACUAUGCUCAUUGAGUUUAAUUAUAUUCUAAUUUA